This is a messenger RNA of Epinephelus moara (kelp grouper), 549 nucleotides long. Its product is annotated as nuclear apoptosis-inducing factor 1-like. Gene Ontology annotation, cellular component: nucleus. The record is from RefSeq and is a predicted model, not a curated record. The transcript has 3 exons. Lineage: Eukaryota; Metazoa; Chordata; Actinopteri; Perciformes; Serranidae. The coding region runs from base 1 to 549 and encodes 182 amino acids.
AUGGAGAUGCAGAAAUCGAGCAAGAAGAGAAACUUCUCAGACGCCGAAAUCGAGACCAUAACGUCGGAAGUCCAGAGAAACAAAUUAGUUCUGUCUGGAAGCCUAAAAAGUGGCUUCAAAGGAAGUCAGAAGGCAGCAGUGUGGAAAGAAAUCACUGCUGCAGUCAACAGCGUUGGCGUUGACAAGGGAACUCCAGCUGAGGUCAAGAAAAACUGGUCAGAUCUGAAAAUCGCCACCAAAAGACGUGUUGCUGCCCUUAAGCGCAGCAGCACCCAGACUGGAGGAGGCCAGCCGGACCCCAGCCUGGCACUGACCCAGACUGCGGAGCGAGUGGCAGCGCUUAUUUGGUCUCCUUCGAAUUCAGGCAUAAGUGGCGGAGGAGACACCGAUGCGCCACCUGUGGCUAAGCCAGAUAAUGACGAAGAGCCAGGUACCAGUGCUGGGCCCUCAGCUGCACAAAGCGGCCUGGAGCCAGCUGCACAGAGCCAGACCACCAGCUAUGAGAGAGCGCCCGUGUCCUCCGCCCCCCACGCUGGUCCACCACCAUGA